AUGAUCACUGCUACCUCCGAGAAAGAUGCCAGUAGAUUUGUCAAGAAGUAUAAAACCCUCGAAGCUGCCCUCGACGCAUUUUACAACGAUCCUUCAUCGGCUAGUCUGAGUAAUGGAAGCGGAUCUAACAAAGGUCAAGAAAAGAAAUUGGGUGAAAUAUGGGAGAAAUACAAAGACUCGUCUGAUCCUAAAUUGGUGAAGAUCGACGGAACAUUAGCAAUCUGUGAAGAGAUUGGGGUGGAUCCAUCAAGUGACCCCGUAUUAUUCUGUCUAGCCGCCGAUUUAGGAUCCAAGGUGACUGGUGAAUGGGAGAAAGAACCUUUUGUUAAAGGUAUCGCAUCAUAUCCUGGAAACAUCGAUUCCCUCUCAUCACUGAAGAAUUACCUCCCUGCACUUCGUAAGAAGUUGAACACCGAUCCUACGUAUUUCAAGAAGGUUUAUAUGCAUGCGUUCACUUUGGCCAAAGGACAAGAUUUCGGUGCUAGGACAUUACAGCUUGAUACUGCCCUAGACUUAUGGACUCUCUUCAUUCCCCCUGCCUUAUCCUCCAACCCAUCCGCCCUAGCCCGUUCAUCCGACAAUCGUUCACCGGAAUUUACCGAGGAAGAAUUCGACCUCUGGAUAGAAUUCAUGAAGAAAAAGGGAAAAGCAGUCAGUAAAGAUACGUGGAGCCUGUUGGUGGAUUUCAUAAGGACGAUUGAUAAAGAUUUUAAAGAUUAUGAUGAUGAAGGUGCAUGGCCAUCAACAAUAGACGAUUAUGUAGAUUUCGUGAGGACUAGACGUACCUCGAAAUAA
Molecule: messenger RNA, 795 nt
Organism: Kwoniella mangroviensis CBS 8507
Lineage: Eukaryota; Fungi; Basidiomycota; Tremellomycetes; Tremellales; Cryptococcaceae
Exons: 8
Coding region: 1-795 (264 amino acids)
Biological process (GO): protein neddylation
Cellular component (GO): ubiquitin ligase complex
Molecular function (GO): ubiquitin conjugating enzyme binding; ubiquitin-like protein binding; cullin family protein binding
Source: RefSeq, a predicted model, not a curated record